UUGAAUAAAUUUUUUAGUCUCAUAACUCGUCAAAUAUUCCCAGCUGCCGAUGAUGAACUCCUUAAUUAUUUACAAGAAGAAAAUCAACAGAUUGAACCUGAAUGGUACUGUCCUAUUAUCCCUAUGGUUCUUGUAAAUGGCGCUGAAGGUGUGGGUACAGGAUGGUCAACGCUCAUACUUAGCCAUAACAUCAAUGAUGUAGUGGAUAAUGUGCAAAGAAUGAUUGAUGGAAGUGAAGUGGAGAAAAUGGCCCCAUCGUUCUCGGACUUUUCCGGGAAAAUCGAGGAGAUAGCAGAGAAUAGCUACGAGAUAAGCGGAAAAUAUAGGAUUGUUCCUUCGCAGCGGAAGAAUGCGCCAAAUUUGAGGAUUGAAAUCACAGAAUUGCCUGUGGGAGAAUGGACGAAUAGGUACAAACAGAAUACUUUACAAGCAUUGCAGAAGAACGGAUACAUAAGCAACUAUAAGGAAUAUCAUACGGAAAGAAAUGUGCGAUUCCUCGUCGAACUAAGCAGAGAUUUUACAACACGAUGUAGAAGACCUGCUGGACGGUACUCUGAGCUCAUGAAGAAAUUUAAACUCUGCACGAAGAUAACAACGAACUCUAUGGUUUUGUUCGACCCCUUGGGUCACCUCAAGAAUUAUGCUACUGUAAGUGAUAUCUUGUGGGAACAUUUUCAUGUCCGUCAACGGAUGUAUGAAAGAAGGAAGGAGCAUGAGACAAGAUUGCUAGAUGCACAGAAGAGAAAAGUUGAGAAUCAGGUGAGUAUUCAU
Molecule: messenger RNA, 771 nt
Organism: Cylicostephanus goldi
Lineage: Eukaryota; Metazoa; Nematoda; Chromadorea; Rhabditida; Strongylidae
Source: the annotation of a GenBank genome assembly